Molecule: messenger RNA, 3196 nt
Organism: Oncorhynchus gorbuscha (pink salmon)
Lineage: Eukaryota; Metazoa; Chordata; Actinopteri; Salmoniformes; Salmonidae
Product: RING finger and SPRY domain-containing protein 1-like
Cellular component (GO): cytoplasm
Molecular function (GO): ubiquitin-protein transferase activity; protein binding
Source: RefSeq, a predicted model, not a curated record
GUGGGGGGGUAGCUGACGCUACGGAACUAGGCUAGUUAGUUAUCAGUACAGCCGUACACAACAUUAAAUACAUGGGUUUGAGGGCGUUAUACCCGCUUGAAUCAAUAAAGAGCAGAUUAAAUGGGAUUGUUAACCAUCUAACGUUACACUAACUAGUUUGUGCUGGCAAGCUCCCCUUUUUGUUUAGUUAGCUACCUAGCUAGCUUGGCUAACGGGUAGACAGCUAGUUUAAAGUAAAAGCGUUUCUCGUAAAGCUUUUCAGGGGCCUAUUCAUCUUCAUGAUUGUCGUAACUCGUUAACUAUCAGAGGACAUUACCAGCUAUUUUGCAAGUUGCCAUCCAUCUGCAGAGUAGUAGCACCAUGAUUGACGUCCCCACCCGGAUCGUCAUGAGACGCCUCCACGAGUGCUCCAAAUGAUAUGAUAGUAGCUUCUUGGAUUGCAUUCUGUGCUAGCAGGAGCCUUGAACAGGUUCUACUGCUCUCUUUGGAGCAGCAAUUCACUACGGGUUUGGAAAGCCUCGGGACAACCAGAACCAUGGGAAACAGCUGUGUUUGUAGAGAAGACAGUGAUGUGGAUGAUGGAUCGGCAACUCGCGGGCAGCUCAGGCGAGUUGAUCACACCGCUGCUGAUCACCCGGAGGCACGAAGCAGUCGGCCCCGGGACCCAGUCAGACCGCCCCGCCGUGGACGGGGACCCCAUGAACCUCGCCGGAAGAAACAAAAUGUGGACGGGCUGGUGCUGGACACACUUGCUGUCAUCAGGACUCUAGUUGACAAUGACCAAGAGCCUCCCUACUCCAUGAUCACGCUGCAUGAGAUGGCAGAAACUGAUGACGGCUGGUUGGAGGUGGUCCAGUCUCUGAUUCGGGUGAUACCACUGGACGACCCAUUGGGACCAGCUGUGAUCACCCUGCUGCUUGACGAGUGCCCACUGCCCACAAAAGACGCUCUACAAAAGCUGUCCGGGAUGCUGAGCCUGAGUUCCACUGUGGCCCGCCAGGAUGCUGUCAUCCCUUCCAAGCACCGCAACACUACAGCUGUACUGGGCUGCCUGGCUGAGAAACUGGCUGGUCCAGCGAGCAUUGGACUCCUGAGCCCUGGAACCCUGGAGUACCUGCUGGAGAGCCUGAGUUCUGAGGCACAUCCUACUGUCAUGCUCUUUGCCCUCAUAGCCUUGGAGAAGUUCUCACAGACCAGUGAGAACAAGCUAACGGUGUCCGAGUCGUGUAUAGGUGACCGGCUGGGGGUUCUGGAAUCGUGGGCUGACCACACGGACUACCUGAAGCGCCAGGUCGGCUUCUGUUCACAAUGGAGCCUGGAUAACCUCUUCCUGAAAGAUGGUCGUCAGUUCACCUAUGAGAAGGUGAACCUGAGCAACAUCAAUGCCAUGCUGAACAGCAACGACGUCAGCGAGUAUCUUAAGAUCUCUCCUAGUGGACUCGAGGCACGCUGUGACGCGUCCUCCUUCGAGAGUGUCCGCUGUACCUUCUGUGUGGACUCAGGCGUGUGGUACUAUGAGGUCACUGUGGUCACCUCAGGGGUCAUGCAGAUUGGCUGGGCCACCAAGGAUAGCAAGUUCCUCAACCAUGAGGGCUAUGGGAUAGGAGAUGAUGAAUAUUCAUGUGCAUAUGAUGGCUGCAGGCAGCUAAUCUGGUACAAUGCUCGCAGUAAGCCACACUCCCACCCUUGCUGGAAAGAGGGAGAUGUCAUCGGUUUCCUACUGGACCUCGGUAAGAAGCAGAUGCUUUUCUUCCUGAAUGGACAUGAACUUCCCCCAGAGAAGCAGGUGUUCUCCUCAGCAACGUCUGGCUUCUUUGCAGCAGCAAGUUUCAUGUCCUACCAACAAUGUGAGUUUAACUUUGGAGCGAAGCCCUUCCGCCACCCCCCAUCUGUUAAAUUCAGCACCUUCAAUGACUUUGCCUUGCUGGCGUCUGAUGAGAAGAUUAUCCUUCCCAGACACCGGCGCCUGGCUCUGCUGAAGCAGGUGAGCAUCAGAGACAACUGCUGCACCCUCUGCUGUGACCAGAUGGCCGAUACGGAGCUGAGACCCUGCGGACACAGUGGGAUGUGUAUGGAGUGUGCCUUACAGUUGGAGACAUGCCCACUGUGUCGCCAGGACAUUCAGACACGUGUCAGACUCAUCUCACACGUGUCCUGACACUUCGCCUCCAAACCAGGACAUGAACACUCCUCCCCAACCAUCCCCUCCUCCAAUCCCAACCAAUAGGACAAUGGGGCUGAGCUAGGAUUUGUGAUCGGACCCUGGGCCUAAUUUGAGGAGUGAGUGGUGGGACCUGACGAAGACCCCCAGGAGAGAGACUGUAGGGAGAAUAGAACAAGGAGGGGGAACCUUUCCUUUAUCUGCACUCCAUGGAGCGUUUUCUCUGUGAGGAGAUGGGCCCCUCACCAGUCUGAGAGCAAGAAAGUGCUGAGAGAGUGAGAGGGCAGGAAGGCAAUUUUGAGAUAUUAGCAGGCAGCAGCAUUUCCAGAAUUGCCUCAUCAAUCUUAAUUCAUAAACUCCCACAGUAUCUGCACAUGGAUCUGCCUAAUGUUCCCUCAGGCUCUGGUCAAUGUGUCCUGUGUAUCUCUGCUCAAAUGUUUUAAAUGUAUCUGUGAUUCUCUUGUUUUCUGACUAAACGUAAAGGCACAACAACAAAAAGACUAUGUUAACUCCCUGCUCAAACAUACAAUACCAACUGAGCACAGAUUUGUCUAUUACUCUCCAUCUCUCGCUCUCUCCUUUACUUGAAGCAUUUCUGAGUUGAUUGAAUAAUCAUUCUGUUAUAAAUGAGAUUGCAAAAUUUACAGAACUCUGAUUCAAAAAGUAUCAUAUUUGUGUACGUACAAUUAAAACUAAAUUGAGUUGAUUGAAAUUAAGUUAUUGAAAUCACAGUUAACUGGGAUAGUUUUGAUUCCCAGGCUAGCCUGAAGUGGUUGUGGAAAAUCAUUCAGAAUCAGAGGAUGUUGUCAGAAGAUAUCACACCUCUGUUAGUAUGAAUGACUACAAAUUGGUCAAAUUUGGAGGGCCAAUUGUCUCCAUUCCAGAAAAUUAGUCAUGGAAGAAAUUAAGAAAAAGUGAAAUUGUAUCUUAAUGUCUUAAUGGAGUAGCCCCAGGGGUCCCAAAGAUGUGAUUUACUGAUUGAUCAUUGUUUUCUGAGUUGUGAUAUUUGUAAUAAUAAAUAUUCACGUAACUGUC